Messenger RNA from Phalacrocorax carbo (great cormorant), 757 nucleotides. The record is from RefSeq and is a predicted model, not a curated record. Lineage: Eukaryota; Metazoa; Chordata; Aves; Suliformes; Phalacrocoracidae.
CCGGCCCCUGCACGCGUUGCCGGGCGCGCGGCCCCGGCGUGACGCGUGACGCGGCGCCGGCCGCCUGUCAUGUGACCUGCGGAGGUGCUGGGCGGGAGGCCAUGGCCGCCCCCCGCCCCCCCAGGGUGGUGCCGGGUGAAGCCUCCGAGAGCGACUCGGAGCCGGAGCUGCCGGUGGGGGCGACCAGGGGGACCCCGGGGAUAGGGCUGAAGGUGCCUGGCGAAGCCUCCGAAACAGAAGAGGAAGAGGAGGAGGAGGAGGAGGAGGAGGAAGAGAGGCCGAAGCUCCCCCCGGUGCCACCGGAGGAACCAGCAGCAGUUUGGGGGGGCAGCCGGGGGGACCCCUCGCUGCUGCAGCAGCGGCUGCGGGAGGGUUCGGGGCGGCUGCAGGGGGCGGUGGGCAGCGCCCUGCGGCAGAGCUACGGCAGCGCUGCCCGGCAUUUGGGGGGGCUGGGGGGGGCCUUGGGGCGAGCGCAAGCAACCGCCGCCGCCGCCGCCGACUGCCUGCGCCUGGCUCGCCGCGACCUGCGCGCUGUGGCCGCCGCCGUCGAGAUUGUCACCGCCUGUCGCCUCCUGCCCGACAUCCGAGGCCGGCUGCCGACCAGUGGCCCCCAGAACCCCCCCGCGGGGACACCCGUGCUUUGGUGACAUCAGUGGCGGUGGCGGCAUUGCCAAACGGCCGUGAUGGGUCCCGGCCGCCGUCGUCCCCAAGCGCCACCAUGUUGUGUGACGCAGAACUGAAUAAAGCGCUGGCGGUA